This is a messenger RNA of Zophobas morio, 2563 nucleotides long. RefSeq lists its product as uncharacterized. The transcript has 2 exons. The record is from RefSeq and is a predicted model, not a curated record. NCBI's taxonomy places the organism in Eukaryota, Metazoa, Arthropoda, Insecta, Coleoptera, Tenebrionidae. The coding region runs from base 252 to 2369 and encodes 705 amino acids.
UGAAAAUCGUUGCGCACGCAAUUAAAAAACCGCGUGGAAAUGCUAAUUGCUAACGGCUACCAUUCAUGCACGUGCACGUUGUGACUUGUUGAAUGUUAUAUAGGGCAAGAAGUUUGUAAUUAUACAGAAUUACAGACUGUGAAUAUUGAAAACUGGUUAUAACGGCUACUUAAUAUCUGCUUGUAUCCUGCUCCUAUAUUAUUCUAUCCAAUUGUUACCGGUAACGAACGUGUAGGAAAUUAGAGGUGAUCAUGUCAGAUGUUAAACUUAUAUCAAAAAGACAUCUACGUAGGAGAGUAGCGAAUAAUGUUAAAUUAACUUUAAUGAAUAGUGUUUAUAUAGAGAGUUGUGCGGAAAGAACUCAAGAAGUUAAGUUUAGGGACAGUUCACACUUAGGUGAAAUUUACACAGUUCAGUUGGGUAAUACAGAAAAUACUGCUGCCUAUGAUGCCUCUGCUUCCAAUAAUACUAAUAUUAACAGCAAUGGUGGUAGCUGUAACAAUAAUGAUUCGUUUUCAAGAACAGAUCUUCCCAUGUUGCGUGAUUUAAUUACUACGGAAGAUUUUGUAUCCAAUGAAACCAUAACCUCAAUCGAGUCUUUGUCAGAAAUGGUCGAAAGUAGUAGCAAUAAUAACAGUGAGGAUUUUGUGAAUAAAAUAAAAAAAUGGGCUUUAGAUAAUAAUAUUACGCACAAGGCAUUCAACGGUUUAAUACAAAUAAUUCAACCGGCUUUUCCAUUUUUGAGAAAAGAUGCUCGAACUAUUUUAAAAACCCCUAGGAAAGUCGAAAAAUUUCCGUUGAAUAAUGGUGAAAUGAUAUAUUUAGGAGUCGAAAGGGGUUUAAGAAAAAAGAUUGACGGUGGUCUCAACUAUGAAAACGAAAUAAUUUUUUUAAAAGUCAAUGUAGAUGGCAUACCACUAUUUAAAAGUAGUUCUAUCGAAUUUUGGCCCAUUUUAGUUCAAAGUGACUGUUUUAAAAAUACUUCUCCAUUUGCAGCCGCAAUAUUUUGUGGUAGAGGAAAACCUUCUCCAAUAGAAACUUUUCUAAGUUCUUUUGUUGAAGAGUGUUUGACUCUUCUUUCAGAGGGUUUAACGUAUUUAGAUAAAAAAUUUAAAAUUGAAUUCAAAUUUUUUUCAUGCGAUGCACCUGCACGGUCAUAUUUAAAAUGCGUUGUUGGUCAUACAAGCAGAAAUGGAUGUGAGAGAUGUUUAAUAAAAGCUGAUCGUGAAAAUUUCAGAAACUUUUAUCCUGUUAAUUAUACAUAUGAAGCUAGGACUGAUAAUGAUUUUCUGAAUGUGAAUCUUGAAACAUCAGAUACGGAGUCAUAUUUUAAAGGAAAAUCACCUCUUUUAACACUUAGAAUUGGUUUGGUGUCACAAUUCGUGCUAGAUCCAAUGCAUCUUAUUUAUCAAGGAGUGAUCAAAAGGUUAUUACUUAUAUAUUUGCUUGAAGGAAAGCGUCCUUAUAAACUUAGUAAAUUAGCAGUCUCUAAAAUUAAUAAUCAAUUAUUACUUGUUAAAAAACACACUCCUAUUGAUUUUCAUAGAAAGAUCCGCACAUUAAGUGACAUAAAGAGAUGGAAAGCUGUAGAGUAUCGAUUUUUUCUUCUUUACUGCGGACCUCUCGUUUUAAAAAAUAUCUUAGAAAAAGAGUAUUAUCAACAUUUCCUUCUUUUACAUUGUUCUGUAUUUAUACUAAGUAAUGAGGAAUUAUUGCGAAAAUAUUUUUUAGUUGCAAAAGAGGCGAUUGAUAAAUUUAUUAAGUUGUGUCCUCAACUGUAUGACAAGUUUUUUGUAACAUACAAUGUCCAUUCCUUAAGUCAUCUUCACGAGGAUGUUGCCAAUUAUGGGCCUUUGGAAAACUUUUCCUGUUUUACUUUUGAAAAUUAUUUAGGUAAACUUAAGAGCAAAAUUAGGGGGAAAACGCUGCCCUUGGGGCAAAUAUAUAAUCGUCUGUCAGAACUAGAAACCAUCACGACUAAUGCCGAAUCAGAAAAUAAUAACUGUUGUCCUAUGUUUGUUAGAAACAUUAAUACCUCAUAUUUUACAUGCAAUAAACUAAAAUUUAAUAAUAUACUUAUUUCAACUUCUCCACCAGACAAUGUUGUUGCCAUAAAUAAAAAAAUUUACAUUAUCGAAUACAUUGUUCAUAUAAAUGGAAUCUACAAAAUAAUUUGUACUGGUUUUAGAUAUUUGGAAGAUUUUUAUAAUAGACCUAUUAAGUCGUCUAAAUUAGGAAUAUAUUUUGCGAGAGGAAGAAAUUUAAGCCAAGAUUUUUUCAAACUAGAAGAGAUAUCAUGUAAAUAUAUUUCAAUUCCUUUCAAAAAUGGAUUUUAUGUUAGUCCAAUUAAUCAUCAAAAAAAACUAUAAUUUUUUUUUGUAGUUAUUACAGAUAGAUAUUGUUACCUAAACGAGAUGCAAUAAUUUUCACCUAAGUGUACAUUUUAAAUUUCGAUAAAAUCGUUAAAACUUUGAUACAGUUGCCUCUUCUUUCCUAUAUUUUUCAUUUACAUAGGUAUAGUCCCUUUAAUCAUUCCUUCUUAUUAGAAAAAGGUACGUGUUCA